Molecule: messenger RNA, 5305 nt
Organism: Salarias fasciatus (jewelled blenny)
Lineage: Eukaryota; Metazoa; Chordata; Actinopteri; Blenniiformes; Blenniidae
Gene: dennd4a
Product: DENN/MADD domain containing 4A
Exons: 31
Coding region: 109-5256 (1715 amino acids)
Biological process (GO): regulation of Rab protein signal transduction
Cellular component (GO): cytoplasmic vesicle
Molecular function (GO): protein binding
Source: RefSeq, a predicted model, not a curated record
AAAAAUAUUCAUCCUGGACAGAAAUCUGUUUUUUUUUAUUCCGACCUCCACACAUAUUCGACAGAUCGCCUCUCCAUCGUCGUGAUCCCCACACUGUGGGAAUGGGACAUGAUGGAGGAUAAAGGGCCUCGUGUAGCUGACUACUUUGUGGUUGCCGGCCUCACCGACUCAUCCAAGCCUCUGGAGGAAGAUCUGCACUUUGACGAUGCCGGUCCCAAGUCAGUGAAGCCCAAAGCUCCCAUCACCGAUGUCGCCGUGGUGAUCCGCUCCCUGGGCGAGGAGGUACCCCCAGGUUUCACCUGCGUGGAAAGCACCCCCUCAGGCCUCUCUGCAGAGCUCAAUGGAGCCAGCCUCAGGGGCCAGCAGAUCUUCUUGUGCUUCAAGCGAGGCCGAGAUAAGCCUCCACUGACAGAUCUCGGGGUUCUGUAUGAGUGGAAAGAGAAGCUGAAGCCUGGAUGUCACAUAGUCCAGACCACGCCCUCCGGCCGCCCCGCCAACAUCAGCAGCUCGUCCUCUCAGCGCAUCUACAUCACCUACCGCCGCGCCCCCAAGAGCCAGCCCCACACCUCUCUGGCCGUCACCGAUGUCUGCAUCAUCAUCCCGGGGAAGGGGGAGACGCCGCCCCACACCUUCUGCAAGGUGGACAAGAACCUCAACAGCAGCAUGUGGGGAUCCUCAGUCUACCUGUGUUAUAAGAAGUCUCUGGCUAAAGCAAAUGCAAUUGCAUACAAAGCAGGUCUGUUGUGUCGGUACCCUGAAGAUGACUAUGAGUCCUUCCCACUGCCGGAGUCAGUGCCUAUGUUCUGCCUGCCCAUGGGGGCGAUGAUCGAGAGCUGGCCGGCACACACCAAGCACUCCCUGCCGGUUUUCUCCACGUUUGUGCUAACCGGGGCCUCUGGAGAAAAGGUGUACGGCGCAGCAAUUCAGUUCUACGAGCCUCACCCGGAGGAGAACCUGUCAGAGCGCCAGUGCUCGCAGCUCGGCCUGCCAGGCUCUGAUCUCGGACCCGAUGGGACCAGGAAUGUUUACAGCAACAAGAGCAUCUGCCUGCUCUCGCACUGGCCCUUCUUCCAGUCCUUCAGGAGCUUUCUCACUUUCCUUUACCGAUACGCCAUCUCCGGACCACAUGCCCUCCCCAUUGAAAAACACAUCUCUCACUUCAUGCACAAUGUGCCAUUCCCUUCCAUUCAGAGACCACGCAUUCUUGUGCAGUUAUCUCCACAUGACAGCCUCAUCCUGAGCCAACCGGUGUCGUCUCCGCUGCCUCUCAGUGGAGGAAGCCUGUCCACAUUAUUGCUGAAUCUGGGCCCAAAAAAUGCCGCCACCCUGCUUGUGUUGGCUGUCACAGAGCACAAGAUCCUGGUUCAUUCGCUGCGUCCAGAUGUCCUCACCAGUGUCACCGAGGCUCUUGUAUCUAUGAUUUUUCCCUUUCACUGGCCGUGCCCGUACAUCCCUCUGUGCCCUCUGGCCCUGGCGGACGUGCUCAGUGCGCCGUGCCCUUUCAUCGUCGGCGUGGACUCCAGAUACUUUGACCUUUACGUCCCUCCGGCCGACAUCAGCUGCGUUGAUCUCGACACCAACACCAUCUCUCAGAAAGACGACAAAAAGGCUUUGACGUGGAAACUCUUGCCGAGGAGAGCCUGCAAGCAUCUUCUGAAUACUCUGAAUAAGCUCCAUCAGCAGCUCACUGAGGGUGGUCAUUUAAACCGCGACGAUGCGCAGAUGGACCACACAAUGAUGGACAGUGAACUUAACGGUGGAAAAAGCCUCCACACGCUGGAGCUGGAGAUCCAGGAGGCCUUUCUUCGGUUCAUGGCCGCCAUACUGAGAGGCUACCGCUCCUAUCUCCUGCCCAUCACUCAGGCGCCCUCCGAGAAGACCACCGACGCCAGCUCUCUGUUCGACAUCCAAGGCUUCCUGAAGAGCAGAGACCGCUCGCAUCAGAGGUUUUACUCCCUCAUGAGCAAGACUCAGAUGUUCAGCCGUUUCAUCGAGGAGUGCUCCUUUGUCAGUGACAAAGAUGCAAGCCUGGCUUUCUUUGACGAGUGUGUUGAUAAGUUGUUCACCACUGGAAGCAAGAUUGACAGCGAGAGGCCAGAGGACACCAGGCUGAUCGAGCUGGAUGAAUCCCACCGCAGCGAGCACACUGUAUAUAUCAACCCUCCGGAGCUGCCUCCUCUACCGCAGGGAGAGGAGCAUCCGCUGCGCUAUAGCUACUCUGCCUUCCCUGUACUGAAAGCUGAGCUUCUGGAGCCCCUGGAGGGCCCAAAUCCCCUGUCAGCGGGCGCCGCCUCACGUCACAGCAGCCCAGCCAGCCCCACAGCCAUCUUUAGACGCUCGAAACAGGAGAUUAAAUCAGCUCAAAAAAUGGCCAAAACCUACUCAUCGAUGCCUCAGAUGUGGUCCAAGUGUCUGUUGCGCUGCUGCUACGGCCUGUGGUUCAUCUGCUUGCCAGGGUUUGUUGGCAACUGCCACUCCAAGGUCCGAGCUCUGCGCACAGCCUACGAUGUCCUGAGGAAGAUGCAGGACAAGAAGCUGCAGGCUCCAGAUGAGGUGUGUUACCGCGUGCUGCUGCAGCUGUGCGGUCAGUACAGCCAGCCGGUGUUGGCCGUCAGAGUGCUGUUUGAGAUGAAGAAGGCUGGAGUUCAGCCCAAUGCCAUCACCUACGGCUACUACAACAAGGCGGUUUUGGAGAGCACCUGGCCCUCCACCACCAGAGGAGGCUACUUUCUGUGGGGAAAGCUGAGGAACGUAAUUCUUGGUGUUCUUCAGUUCAAACAAGCGGGCAGAAAACAACAGAAUCCACACAGAGAUCCUCAGCUUUCAGACGGCAGUGAUCUUGACACAGUCAGUCACGGCAGCUUGGACAGUGCGAACGACUCCGCUGAGCGCGUCUCCAUCGAUACAGACUUCACUAAAAUGGACUCCAGUGAUGAUGGAUUUAGCACAGGUGGACAGUCCGAUCAAGGAUACGAUUCCUUGUCGAAAGAGGAGGAGAGGUCGUGCGGCAGAGAGAGUGAGAACACGGCGAUUGUGGACUACAAAGCGCCGAGACAGUCCACACCUGAGGUUGAAAUUUCAGUGAGCAGCACAUCUGUUUCUGCAAGAAACUCCAAAUCAACAGACACUAAUACAGUCAGCGUGAGCAGGAUGGGUUCCAGUCCGUCGAGUGACGCUCUUUCAUGUACAGUUUUACCAAAGACGGAGAGGCCGAGUUCUCUGGACCUGUCCGGAGGAGCGGGAGCCCUGAGGCUCGUCGUCCCUCUCCUCUCCUCCGCCAAGCACCAUUCUGCCGACAGGCUGCACGGCGUGGAGGAGGAGGACGCCGACUGCGGCAAACAGAAGCCUCUGGUGGAGAGGAGUGCCAGCUGCAGCGGGGGGCCGGUGAGGCGGACAGGUAUCGAGACGGGGUUCGAUCCCCUGUCGCUCAUAGCAACGGCAGCAGAGCAGGACUGCGAUCGGGACAACGGCGGCACGCCCACCGGCCGCCGCAACCUGGCCGAGGAGAUCGAGACGUACAUGAACACCGGGAGCAGCCCGCUGAGCAGCCGGACACCCAGCAUGGACCUGCAGAACCCGUCCAGUCCUUUGUUUCGCGGUUCGUCCCCCCACGCCUCUCCGCAGCCCGCCGCUCUGCGCCGCUCAAACACUCACCUCCCGCUGCCCGUUAAAUCCAAGGAGAGGCUGAAGACGUCGCCCUCGCUCCCUCUGGGCGUCUGCAGCAAAGAUCGGGAGAGGCCGUCCUCCCUGGUCUCGCCGUCGUCGCCGACUCCCUCCGCCUCCUCGUUCUCCAUGGAUUCUCUCUUCACCCCGACCCUGGACAUCUUCAGGAGCAGCGUCAUAUCGGCGGGGAAGGGCGUGGCCGAGAAGGCCAGUCGCCUCUACUCUCGCUUGUCCUCCCAGACUUCAUUAACGCAAGAUAUAAACUGUGAUCGCAUGAGUGUGUCCUCGCUGACCUCGGGAGAGGUAGACUGCUCCUCGCUGCUCGAUAAUGAUUCCUGUCUGGACCCAGAUGGCUUUACCUCCCCGCAGCAUGCAAAUGUGUCCCGAGUGAAGCGGAGCCCUGUCGGGGCUUCUCACACCAGCCUGUGCAGCCCCAGCACCCCCAACCGGGUCUUCAGACACAACUCCUUCUCCGGUGGUUUGGCACUUCCCUCAAAAGCUCCUCAUACUCCAGAUUCCUCCCCCGACGCCAGCCGUUUCCAACCCUCUCCUAAUUACACCGUAGAGGUGCUGAUGUCGAGCUGCUCCCUCUGUAAGACAUGUGACUGUCUGGUGUACGACGAGGAGAUAAUGGCGGGCUGGACCGCCAACGACUCCAACCUCAACAGCACUUGUCCGUUCUGCGGCACGGCCUUCCUGCCCUUCCUGAACGUGGAAAUCAAAGACCUGAGACCACAGAGCAGGUCCUCUAAGACAGGUAAUCCUGUUAGAGAGGAGGACGCGUCUGUGCCGCUCAUCCCCGAGGCUGGAGCGUCUGCACCGUCUGCGGCUCCCCCGCAGAAGCAGGAGAGCGGAGGGAGCGCCGAGCCGGUCUCAGGUCAAGCCUCGGCUUCCUCUCCGGUCACGGUGCCCUACCUGAGCCCUCUGGUGCUGUGGAAGGAGCUGGAGAGCCUGCUGGUGAACGAGGGCGACCAGGCGCUCUGCUCCCCGAGCGUUGUUGACCAGCACCCCAUCGUCUUCUGGAACCUGGUGUGGUACUUCAGGAGGCUGGAGCUGCCCAGCAGCCUGCCGGCGCUGAUAGUGGCCUCCCAGCACUGCAGGAAUGUAGAGCAGGCUGACGCGGUGUCCUCUGAGGACAGUAAGCAGGUGCUGGUGAGGAUCAUGUGGGACAACCUGAAACUGCACCAGGACCAAGUUCAGCCCUGCUACGUUCUGUGGAACACACACUGUGCCAACUCUUUGGUCCGCUCGGGGCUUUGUGAGGAAGGCCAGCUCUUCACGGUGGAGCUGCUGCAGGGUUUUGUGAGGAGCAUUAAGAAGAGCGACGUGUAUCAUCCCAUGAGUCACAUCAUUCAGCAGCUGGGGCCAGAAUUGGGUUUUAAAAGACAGAGGAGUCUCUACAGAGAUUUAUUGUUCCUCGCUCUUGUGGCUUUGGGAAAGAACAACAUUAAUAUCAACGCUUUUGACCGGGAGUACAAGCUGGCCUACGAUCGCCUCACCCCGAGCCAGGUUAAACUGACGCACAACUGUGACCGGCCCCCCGGAGCGGGGGUCAUGGAGUGCAGGAGGACUUUUGGAGAGCCCAGUUUGUGAACUCUCUGUCUCAGUACGAUAUUCCUGCCACCGCCGUGGACUUCAGACU